This is a messenger RNA of Telopea speciosissima, 552 nucleotides long. RefSeq names its product protein MOTHER of FT and TFL1-like. The coding region runs from base 8 to 526 and encodes 172 amino acids. NCBI's taxonomy places the organism in Eukaryota, Viridiplantae, Streptophyta, Magnoliopsida, Proteales, Proteaceae. The record is from RefSeq and is a predicted model, not a curated record. The transcript has 4 exons.
UCAAACCAUGGCUGCUUCUGUGGAACCGCUUGUAGUUGGGCGAGUGAUAGGAGAUGUUAUAGACAUGUUUGUUCCCUCAGUAAGCAUGUCCGUCUACUAUGGCCCAAAGCAUAUUGCUAAUGGCUGUGAAAUCAAGCCUUCCACCACCAUCAAUCCUCCCAAAGUCCUCAUCUCAGGCCCCUUUCACGAACUCUUCACUCUGGUAAUGACUGACCCAGAUGCACCAAGCCCCAGUGAACCCAACAUGCGUGAACUAGUCCAUUGGAUAGUGGUUAAUAUUCCUGGUGGAACAAACCCUACCCGUGGGAAAGAGAUACUUUCUUACGCGAACCCUCGUCCACAUUUAGGCAUACACCGCUUCAUCUUUGUGUUGUACAAGCAGAAGUAUGAGGUGAAUGAUGUGGAGGAGCCGGAGCCGCGCAGCAACUUUAGUACCAGAGCUUUUGCCAAUAAUCUCGAGCUCGGAGUUCCCGUGGCUACCGUCUACUUCAAUGCCCAGAAGGAGCCGGCAAGCAGGAGACGCUGAAUAUAAUAUGUACUCUUUUGGGUCUG